Molecule: messenger RNA, 7124 nt
Organism: Cherax quadricarinatus
Lineage: Eukaryota; Metazoa; Arthropoda; Malacostraca; Decapoda; Parastacidae
Source: RefSeq, a predicted model, not a curated record
GGGUGUGGAGGACCAGAUUGAGGGUGUGGAGGAUCAGACUGUGGGUGUGGAAGACCAGACUGAGGGUGUGGAGGACCAGACCGUUGACAUGAAAUACCUUACCAUGGGCGUUGAGAACCAGACCAUGGGCGUGGAGGACCGAAAAAUCGGCGUAGAAGACCAGACCAUGAGCGUGGAGCCCCCGACCAUGGGCGUGGACGCCCAGACCAUGGGCGUGGAGAACCAGACCAUGGGCAUAGAAGACCAAACCAUGGGCGUAGAGGCCCAGACCAUGGGCGUGGAGGACCAGACCAUGGGCAUAGAAAACCAGACCAUGAGCGUGGAGGACCAGACUGUUGCCGUGCAGGACCAGACCACGGGUGCGCAGCGUUCUGGAGACCUAACCCACAGGGUCAUCCUGGACCACAUGAACAAGUUCUUGAUGCAGUGGACGCCCCGGGAGACACACAUCGUCAUAGAACUUCAGGUGGCAACGAAGGGGUACGUGGGUCUAGGGUUCUCACCCACAGGUGGCAUGAAAGGAGCGGACAUCAUACUGGGCUGGGUGGAUGAUGCAGGCAGUGUCUUCCUGCAAGACCGCUAUGCCAGUGGGUAUACAAUACCAAGUGUGGACAAGUCCCAGGAUGUGGAACUGCUGAGAGGAUACCAGAAUGACACCCACACAGUGCUGAGGUUCUCUCGACCCUGGGUCACCUGUGACCAUGAAGCUGACCUCCAACUCUCGGAUGACACAGUGAGAGUGAUUUGGUCAUAUAAUGAUGAUGAUCCAACUGAUGUGAUGAUGAUGAAGAGGCAUGAGCAGCGAGGAACAAAGUCUCUCUUCUUAAAGGGACCUCAGUUUGUGAUGCCAUCCUUAAGUGAGGAUGUGAAGAUGUGGGAUGUUUUCUCUCCCAAUGUGAGUCUACCAGAUGACCUAAGAACACUGUACUGGUGUAAACUGCAUAAGAUUCCUCCGCUUCCCCGCAAAACUCAUGUCAUCGGGUUUGUUCCAGUGAUUGAGGAGAAGAACCUUGAGCACGUACAUCACAUGUUGCUGUACGAGUGUCACCUGUCUGACAGUGAGCGUCACUAUGAAAAGUGGAUCAGUGUUCAAGGCAACCAGUGCUAUGGAGCCAACAUGCCAGUGUCUUGGAAGUAUUGCACCAGUCCUCUUAUUGCUUGGGCAGUUGGUGGAGAAGGAGAGAUGUACCCAGAUCAUGCAGGUUUCCCACUGGGGGAGGAGCAUGGAGGAGCCACAUACUUCCUCAUGGAGACUCAUUAUGAUAAUCCCAACCUCAAGCCAGGUAUUGUUGACAGUUCUGGCUUACGCAUCUUUUAUACCGAGCGUCUGCGUAAGUAUGAUGCUGGGAUCUUAAUGACAGGACAUGCUGUUACUCCGCUGCAAAUUAUACCACCUAAUCAAAAGUGGCUUUCCAUUGGUGUCUGCCACAGCUCCUGUACACAGAAGGAGUUGCCAACUGAAGGAGUGCAGAUGUUUCAAGGUAUUCUUCACACACAUUUAUUGGGUCAUGCUAUAUCGGUGCGACACAUCCGUGAGAGCCACGAGCAUCCUAUACUUUUCAUGGACAUGAACUAUGACUUCAACUACCAGCAGUCGAGGACAUUAAAGGAAGAAGUGACCUUCCUCCCUGGGGACUCCCUCAUCACUGAGUGCAGCUAUGAUUCUACUCGCAACCAACGACCAACCUUCGGUGGAUUUGGCACAGAGGAAGAGAUGUGUCUGGCCUUCAUAUCAUAUUAUCCUCGUGUAAAUCUUUCUCUGUGUACCUCGACACCUCCAAUGGAGACCAUCUUAGGUGCUCUUGGAAUACAAGAUAUAUAUAAUAAGGAACAGCUGAAGAAUUUACGAGAAAGGGUGAAGGUGGAUGAGAAGGCUGAAACAGCGCUGGCUGAUUCUCUGCGGAAUGGUGAUGUGUCGUCAGGAGUUACCAAAUUUGUGCUGUCUUACAUGUUCCGUUCUGUGAUUAUUAAGGCUCCAGAAAAAUAUGUCAACACAUCUCUUUAUGAUAUCCUGGAAGACAAAGUCACAUGGGAAGAGGCUGAGGUGGUGGCAUCAUUGCAAGAGAAGGUCGUGUUUGGCAGACAUUCCAUCAGUUGUCUCAGUAGACAAAACCCAAGAGUCUUUGAAGAAAUGGAUGCAGUCCCAUAUCCAGUGUUCACAGCUCUUGAGGCCCUGGUCAGUCAGUGUGGUGCCGACCAACAAGGUCAAGAUCAGAUGGGAUCACACACCAACACUCUUCCAUUGUUAGAAUUUACACAUCGGGUGGUGAUGGAGCAAUCUAGCAAAUACAUAAUGCUCUGGACACCAAGUGAGAAUGAUAUCAUCAUUGAGGUUCAGGUGGCAACGACGGGGUAUGUGGGUCUUGGGUUCUCUCCCAGUGGUGGUAUGAAGGGUGCUGACAUUGUCCUGGGCUGGGUGGACAACUCUGGCAAGGUGUUCUUACAAGACCGUUAUGCCAUUGGGCAUACAAUACCAAGUAUGGAUGAGUCCCAGGAUGUGGAGCUGCUGGGAGGAUACCAGAAUGACACCCACACAGUGCUGAGGUUCUCUCGACCCUGGGUCACCUGUGACCCUGAGAAAGACCUCCAACUCUCAGAUGACACAGUGAGAGUGAUCUGGUCAUAUAAUGAUGAUGAUCCAACUGAUGUGAUGAUGAUGAAGAGGCAUAAGCAGCGAGGAACAAAGUCUCUCUUUUUAAGGGAAGCUCAGUUUGCUGUACCAUCCUUUAGUGAUGAUGUGAAGAUGUGGGAUGUUUUCUCUCCCAAUGUAACUCUACCUGAUGACCUAACAACACUAUACUGGUGUAAGCUUUACAAGAUUCCUCCGCUUCCUCGUAAGACUCAUGUCAUCGGGUUUGUUCCAGUGAUCGAGGAGAAGAACCUCGAGCAUGUUCACCACAUUCUGCUGUAUGAAUGUCACCUGCCUGACAGUGAUCAUCACUAUGAAAAAUGGAUUGACCUUCAAGGCAGCCAGUGUUAUGGGGCCAACAUGCCCGUGUCUUGGAAGUAUUGCACUAGUCCCAUCGUUGCUUGGGCUGUUGGUGGGGAAGGAGAGAUGUACCCAGAUCAUGCAGGCCUCCCACUGGGGGAGGAGCAUGGUGGUGCCACUUACUUCCUCAUGGAGACUCAUUAUGAUAAUCCUAACCUUAGACCAGGUGUUACUGAUGCUUCUGGCAUACGCAUCUUCUAUACUGAGCGUCUGCGUAAGUUUGAUGCCGGGAUCUUGAUGCUGGGCCAUGAGGUCACCCCAUUGCACAUUAUUCCACCCAGUCAAAAGUGGCUUUCUGUUGGUCUCUGCCAUGGUUUGUGUACACAGAAGGAGUUGCCAGCUGAAGGAGUUCAGGUGUUCCAGGGUGUCCUUCACUCACACCUGUUGGGUCGUGCUAUCUCUCUCCGACACAUCCGUGAUGGCCACGAGCUUCCUAUAAUUUUGAAGGAUAUGACUUACGACUUCAAUUACCAGCAGACGAGAAUAUUAAAAGAGGAAGUGACCAUCUUACCUGGAGACACUCUUAUCACUGAGUGUAACUACGACUCGACCCGUCGUAAGCAGACCACCUUCGGUGGGAUUGGUACAGAGGAAGAGAUGUGUCUGGCUUUCAUGACUUAUUACCCUCGUGUCAAUCUCUCAGUCUGCACCUCCACCCCACCCAUGGAGACCAUCUUUGAGACUCUUGGAAUACAAGAUAUUUAUAAUAAGGAAAAGAUAGGAAGGAUUUUACAAGGCAGGCUGGAAGUCAACGAGGAGGAUGAGACAGAGUUGGCCAGUGCUCUGCGGAAUGGCAGCGCAUCUUCAGAAGUGACGGAAGUCCUGUUGUCUCAUAUGUUACGAGCAGUGGUCGUUAAGGCUCCUGAAAAGUUUCUCAACACAUCCCUUUAUAAAAUUUUGCUAAAGAAAACAACAUGGGAAGAGAGCCAGGCAGCGGAAUUACUGCAGGAGAAGGUUGUGUUUGGAAGACACUCCACAAGUUGUCGAACUAGAGAAGAUGCAAGAGUCUUGGAGCAACCACAAGCGGUGUCAUAUCCUCGUUUCUCCGCCCUGAAGUCCCCUGUUGAGCAGUGUGGUGCCAGGAAGCAAGUUCAAGACCAGCAAGUGAAUGACAACAAUAGACUUCCACUCGUGAAAUUUUUACAUCGGGUGGUGAUGGAAGAGGCAGACAAGUAUGUAAUGUUGUGGACACCGAGGAAGGAUGAUAUUAUCAUCGAGGUUCAGGUAGUGACAACAGGGUACGUGGGUCUAGGCUUCUCUCCCAUCGGCACAAUGAAAGGCUCUGAUAUCAUGCUGGGCUGGGUGGAUGAUGAUGGAAAGGUCUACCUGGAAGACCGGUAUGCCAGCGGGUACUCGGUACCGAUGAUAGACAACUCUCAGGAUGUGGAGCUGCUGGGAGGAUACCAGAAUGACACCCACACAGUGCUGAGGUUCUCCCGUCCCUGGGUCACCUGUGAACCUAAGACAGAUAUGCAACUCUCACAGAACAACACCAUAAGAAUGAUCUGGUCCUAUGACAAGGAAGACCCAACUGAUGUGACAUCACCGAGAUAUCAUGACCAGCGAGGGACAGUAUCACUCCGCUUGAAGGCUCCUCCGUUGAUGCAGCCUCUCACUGACGAUGUGAAGAUGUGGGACGUCAUCUCUCCCAACGUGAAUCUACCAGAUAAUGUAACAACGCUGUACUGGUGUCAGCUUCACAAAAUACCUCUCCUUCUCCGCAAGACUCAUGUCAUUGGGUUUGUUCCGCUGAUCAAGGAGAAGAACCUCGAGUACAUUCGUCACAUGCUGCUGUACGAGUGUCACCUGUCUGAUAGUGAUCGUCACUAUGACAAGUGGCUCAACCUUCAAGGCAGCCAGUGCUAUGGGGCCAACAUGCCCGUGUCUUGGAAGUAUUGCACUAGUCCCAUCGUUGCUUGGGUUGUUGGUGGGGAAGGAGAGAUGUUCCCAGAUCAUGUCGGCUUCCCGCUGGGAGAGGAGCACGGAGGAGCCACUUACUUCCUUAUGGAGACUCGUUACAAUAAUCCCAACCUCAAACGAGGUAUUGUUGAUGCUUCUGGUAUACGCAUCUUCUACACUGAGCGUCUGCGAAAGUUUGAUGCUGGAGUCAUGACAGUGGGACACGAUGUCACUCCAUUGCAUAUUAUUCCACCCAAUCAAAAGUGGCUUUCUGUUGGCCUCUGCCAUGGCUCCUGUACACAAAAGGAAUUACCAGCUGAAGGAGUGAAGGUGUUCCAGGGACUCCUACAAGCUCACCAGCUGGCUCGGUCUAUCUCAGUUCGACACCUCCGUCAUGGUGAAGAACGUCGCGUUCUUGCAAAAGACAUGACCUAUGACUCCAGCAACCAACAACCAAGGAUAGUGAUGGAGGAAGUGACCAUUCUGCCCAUGGACUCUCUGAUCACUGAGUGCACCUACGACUCCACUCGUCGCCACCGAGCCACCUUCGGUGGGUUUGGUGCAGAGGAUGAGAUGUGUCUAGCCUACUUAUCAUAUUACCCUCGUGUCAACCUUUCUCUCUGUACCUCUACCCCUCCUCUGGAGACCAUCUCUGAGGCUCUUGGAAUACAAAAUACAUAUGAUAAGGGAAAGAUGGGAAAAAUUUUACAUGGCAGGGCAGAGUUGGAUGAAGAGGCAGAGAGAGAGUUGCUUGAUGCUGUGCAGAGCAAUGUGUCUCCAGAGGACACCACCAUCCAGGUGUCACAGAUGUUUCACACACUGGUUGUCAAGACACCUGAAAAAUACGUCAAUAUGUCGCUUCAUGACAUUCUUCAUGAUGAUGUGACAUGGCAAGAUAGUCGUGUGGUCGCAGCACUGCAGGAGAAGGUAGUGUUUGGCAGAUAUGCCACCAAGUGUCGUCAGCAGAGCGCCAGGGUGUUCAGUGAAGACGAGAUAGUUCCAUUCCCAGACUUCAGGGCUCGCAAGAGUCGUUCCCAGCAGUGUGACAUUAACCAACAAGGCUUGCUCACCAUAGAGUCACUUGCUGCCAACCCUGACUCCAGCAGCACCCAGUCACCUAGCAAGGAAACCACCUCAUCUAACAGCUCAGUAUCAUCCAGUGAGAGUGCCGACUCAUCCAGCACAGUAUCAUCCAGUGAGAGUGCUGAUUCAUCCAAUACAGAAUCAAGUGAGAGCUCUGACUCAUCCAACAAGAGUACAGAAUCAUCCAGUGAGAACAGCAGCUCUUCAGACUCUGAGCUGCCUACACAAACCAGGUUUAUCAAUACUAAAUCACCCAGCAAGAACCCAGACUCAACCAACACUGUGUCGUCCACUGCCACUACCAUCCAGGCUAAGCCUCUUCCGUGCCCUUCAUUUAUCCCCUUUUGCACAAAGCGACGUAUGCCCUUCCUAACCAAGAGUCGGAACCACCUGGGAGUUCGGCCGUACUUCUUUUAGGAUUUGAGUGAAUGUGGCAGAAUAAUAUAGCAUGUUAAAGUCUGGCAUUUAGCCAUGGUUAGGUACUGGAGGCAUGGAGACCCAUGGAAUUUACGAGCAAAUAAAUGGUGGAGGCUUGAUAUGGAUAUCAAUGCAUUCACAUAUACAUCCAGUUGUCUUUUGCAAACUGCAAGAAUACCCUUCAGUAUUAUUUAUACUAACUGUCAUUACUGUUAGGAUCUCUGAGCCAUAUGGGUUUAGCAUUUUUUAUUUAUAAUAAUAUUUAAUUCUACAAGUACAUAAUACAACAUACAGACCUAGCUAACAUCAAUGACGUACUACAUGUGUAUAGAAAGCCCCUGGUUAUGUAGAGCAUUUUGGGCAACUUAUGUUAAUCUUGUCCCCAGGAAGCAACCCACACCAGCUGGCUAACACCCAGGUACCUACUUACUACUAGGUGAAUAGGGGCAGCAGAUGCCUUAAGGAAACAUGCCCAAUAUUUCCAUCCAUGCUGGGAAUUGAACCACAGAUACUCACUGUGUGAACCGAGUGCACUACCAACCAAAUGCUAAUUGCUCUAACCCUCAUCUAGGUACCUCAUAGCACAGUGGUAAGCAUGCUUAGUUCACUGCUUAGGAAACAUAUUGUCAAACCCCUCAUGAGGCAGUACAUAUGGACAAGACUCCUAGCACCUAGUGCCUUUGUGCCCUAGCAGUAAGCAGAUACGUACUUCAAAUUUAGUUGACUGUUCUGGGUU